Molecule: messenger RNA, 5310 nt
Organism: Fusarium pseudograminearum CS3096
Lineage: Eukaryota; Fungi; Ascomycota; Sordariomycetes; Hypocreales; Nectriaceae
Exons: 3
Coding region: 1-5310 (1769 amino acids)
Source: RefSeq, a predicted model, not a curated record
AUGGGGAAAUAUAGACUCUACGCAGACGGUGCACAACAAUCACCACAGCCCGGUGACGAAACCAGCACUCUGGAAAAGGGCACACCUUUCGACAAUUUUGUCACUUUGCUUCAGGACCAAGUCCUCAUCCUGACAAGCAAGCCUGACUCCAACAAUACCUCCAAAGUCGACAGCGAUGAUAACAUUAUUCAAUGGUUCAAACGUAUCGACGAAGCGCCCGACAUAUCCGUCACUUUCACCGGUGCCCAGACCCCUCAAACUCCCAAAAGCUUUCAGAUCAAUCUAGUAACACCAUGGGCGAUGCAAUUCACUUCCACCGUAGACGAUCUCCAACAGGCAUUUCCAGGAACAUAUGGGCAACUGUCGGAGGGAGGUCUCGCCACUGACGGUAAAUGGCUUGUAUGUGCUUUGUCCAAGACAAUGCAGCCCUGGAGCACAACCGUCACGGAGCUCUUUGACUGCGCCUGUAUUCCCGGCAGGAAAGACUUCGUUCCAAAGGCCCUUCUGGGCCUGGCUGUGACACUCCAGCAGAACAAUGGCACUCGGAAUGCAAUUUGGUUCGGACCGUCCAGCACCUCUCCGCAGACCGUCAUACGCCUCCAGUUCAAAGUCGACGCGAUAUCUGAGCUGCAAAAUCUGAUUGGAGGUAUUCUCAAGGGACUCACAGUCGAGUCAGCAGACGUUAUCUGCAAGCAGGAUUGGGCUCUUGCUGAGACUACUGAUGGCAAGAAAGCGGUUGGUGCUGGCAAUGUCAUGUUCACCACCAGCUGUUCCAUCUUGACCGGUGAUACUACGACACCAAAGGUCCUUUUCAACACUGCCAUUGAGAUCUCAGAAACGGCAAUGACUUUGACAUUCAUCAUUCAAUCACCCAAGAAAGGCACCACACCUCAAGGCGCUUCGACGGCCUCUGACGAUAUCAAAACGCCAGGGUUUCUGGCUAUCGUCGAGUGGCUUUCCGGCCUUGUGUCAGAGGAUCUCAAAGGUUUCAUGACUGAGGUUUUGAUGAAGGAUAGCAUUGCUUCUCAGAUAUGUCUGAGACGAUUAGUUGUUAUACUCGAUACAACGGGAAAAUCUGGUCCAGUUCUUGACUACGUCAGCCUUGAUGUGGAGAUAUCGACGACUGCUUUUGGUCAACCCCCAGACGAGCAGCAGAAGCAGCCAAUCUUGUUCCUGCUAUCUUACACAUGGAGCAAACGCAAUGGAGGAGCAGGAACAAUUAAAGGAUCGUUUUGGAAUGAAUUUGCUCCACCGACACCAUGGAGUCUCGCUCCUCUGCUGGAGGACUGGGAAGUUUUGACUCCAGAGACAGAGCUUCAACCUGCCAAAGUCAUUGAUCUUCGCUACAUUAUCCCCGGGAAGACAAUCGACAGUAUUCCCGACACUAUACCGUCGCAGAUCAGUCGAGCAUAUCUCAGUCUCUCAAAGACAGACUUCGCGCUUGGAGGGACUAUCAAGGCUGCAGAUAAGUCUGACGAGCAAGCCGCCAAAGCCUCCGUACCCCAGCCCUACCUGGGUGAGGUCCAACUAGACGCAUCAUACAGCUGGGAAAAGAAGUCCGAAAUUUCUCUGGAGCUGGGAAUUGUCGCUGGGCUGAGCGCCAGUGCAUCAUCCCCACCUGAACUUGACACUGCGGCGACUCUGACCGGUAGCUUGAAGUACAAGUCCACAAAGACGAAGGGUGAUCCUACUGUGAAGGACACUAGCACCAAAGACACAACUGAUGCUUCUUCAGGCACUGGUGCUGUCGUGUCUAGUGGCCAAGAUAGUGGUGGUUUAGUCGCGAAAGACGGUGACGGUGACUCGAGAGAAUGGGAACUCAGCGCAACUCUUGAGAAUCUCUUUGCGGCUUCCUUGGUUGAGUUCUUCGACCCUGAUGUUGGCAAACAUGUCAUCCCGUUGAUUGAAUCAAUCGUCAUCGAUCAUCUCGACGUCACAUACAAAUACUCAAAGACAGGAGACAAGGCUUCUGCUAGCGAGUUUACCAUCGAUGGAAGCAUCCGCGUCGCCUCUAUUGUACUCAAGCUUGACUUCUGGCAUAAAGGUUCUGGCAACUGGGGCUUCAGCACAACUCUCAAUCCCCAGGACGAAGAGUGCACACUGGGUGACGUGAUUCACUCCAUGCUCAGUGAUACCGCUGAGUUGGAUCUACCCCCAUUCGUUGCCGAAAUGAAGUUGGUGGCAAAGGGCUCGGAUGUGCUUGGGCUUCGCGUUGGGGAAAACACGCCGCCUGCUAAGGAAGAUGAUGAUAAGUCAACUGCAGUUGUAGGUCCAGCAUCAGGUACAGGCGGCUCAGAUGAAAAGGCUGCAGAUCCUGUCAAGUUCUUCUACCUGAUCGCAUCGAUCAAUAUCGGUAAACUGGGAUUCACAUUUGCCCAGAUUCACAGUUCUGAUUGGGAAUCCAAAGCACCGUCGAAACGUUUGUUCAGAGCCAAGGUUGACCUUACAAUACUACCUACAAUUCAUGUUGACCUAAUCGGAGAUCUCAAACUCCCGCUGGAUGACAUGUACUACAUCUGGUCACAGGACAAGGGUCUUCCUCAGCCCGAAGACUCCAAGACAGAGCCUCGCAAGGGAGGGUUCACUCGCGCUGAUCUAGAGCAGUUGAACAGUAUCAAGCCUUUUGAUGGCGACACCAUAUUGGUAAAGGACAAGUUCAGCAAGAAAGACCCUGCCGAUCUCAUGAUAGCGGCAGGAUCUUACUUUGGUAUCAUUGGUGUUGACUCGUCAGGCGAGAAGUCUUGUAUCCUGGGCUAUGACUUCAAGGGCUCUGGCAAGAAGUCAGGAGAGUCUGAUGACACACCAGAAAGCGUUGAAGGCCCUCCCACAAAUAAAGAUGCUGCUGGAGAGAAGCCGAAGUCGCCUGAUGGAGAGAAAGAUUCAGGCCCAGACAACCCAAGUGCUCAUGCUCCUCUCAAGAAGAAAGCCGGCCCGUUGUCGGUCAGUAAUGUCGGUCUCAAGUACAAGGGCGAGACUCUCAGCGUCAUUUUGGAUGCUAGCUUUGAUCUGGGCCCCUUGGCUUUCGAAUUGCUCGGCUUCAGCAUCGAUCUAAAGAUCAAGACGCUUGAUAGUCUCAAGGAUGUUGGUGUGAGCUUCACUCUUGAUGGCAUGUCAGCGGCCUUUGACAAGCCUCCAUUGACCAUCGCUGGUACUUUCCGCCGUGGAAAGACUGCCGAUAUCAAAUACUACGCCGGUGGCCUCAUUAUAAGCUACAUACCGUACCAGUUCAUGGCUGCAGGGUUCUACGGAGAGGUGAAGAAGGAAGGAGAGGAAACAUAUACCUCUGUCUUUGUCUUUGCCAAGCUGGACGGUCCACUCGUGUCGCUCGGCUUUGCCGAUAUCACAGGCCUCACUGGAGGAUUUGGGUAUAAUUCUUCGGCACGUAUGCCUGCAAUCGAAGAUGUCGUCAAGUAUCCCCUUGUCGCACCCAUCAGUCUCAAGGACGCCAAUAGCGCGCUUGAGGCAUUGAAGACUUUGACGGACCCGGGACAGGGAGGCUGGUUCUCGCCCGCGAAGAAGACAUACUGGGCCGCGGCGGGUCUCAAGGUCGAUGCAUUCCAGAUGGUCUCCAUCGACGCUGUGGUGUUAGUGCAGUUUGGCAAUGGGUCGGUCAAGCUCGCCAUCUUCGCCGUCGCAGUUGCGGAUAUCCCCUCUGCCAAAGCACCUGUUAAACUCGCACAUGUCGAGCUCGGAAUGGCUCUCACUGUUGACCCGGACUACGGUCUGCUCAAGGUCGAAGCCCAGCUUGCCCCUGGAUCCUACAUUCUGGCAGAAGACUGUCAUCUCACUGGCGGUAUGGCGCUUGUCUAUUGGUUUGACGGUCCCCAUGCCGACAAGAGCCGAGUUGGCGAUUUUGUUUUCACUCUCGGAGGCUACCAUGAGGCUAUGGUUGUGCCUCCGGGCUGGCCUAAUCCGCCACGACUUGGGAUCAGCUGGAGUCUAGGCUCUCAUCUCAGUGUCUCGGGACAGGCCUACUUUGCGGUGACCCCAAAGGUCUGCAUGGCAGGAGCCCGUCUUCAUGCUAGUUUCUCCGCUGGGCCUAUUUCGGCUUGGUUUGAUGCCUUUGCCGAUUUUCUCAUCAACUACAAGCCGUUCCACUUCAUCGGUCAUGUCAGUAUCGCUGUGGGUGUCAGUUUCAACAUUGACUUCCUCUUUAUCCACACGCACAUUUCAGUCGAGAUCGGCGCUGAACUCACUCUCUGGGGUCCGCCGCUGGCUGGAACAGUCCACGUGGAUCUAUGGGUUGCUUCAUUCAGCAUCGACUUUGGUGCUGCACAGGGCAGUGUCGAGGACGUUAACCUAUACCAAUUCUACCUGCUUGUACUCCCGGCAAGUCUGCGCCAAGUUUCCGGCCUCAAUCCAGAUCAGGAAAAGGCCAAAGCUCCCCGUCCUGCCAACGAGGGUCACAAUUUCGUUGCAACAUCUGGACUGAUCAACAACGACGAAGAUCCAAAGAAGCCGAAGAAUGCACCAUGGGUCGUCAAAGGUGGUCUCUUUUGCUUUGUUGCCGAGUGUAAGAUGCCUGUUAGUAACGUUCAACUCGUCACUGGUAAAGAUGGACAUGGGGGUGAGACAACGACGCCAGUCAAGUUCAAAAACCCCGAUGGAUCUGUCACGUCUCCGCCAGAAAUUUAUAGUAAGCCGAUGCUGCUGAGUGAUCCUAUGAUGUCUACUUUUGCUAUUGAGUAUACCCAAGCCGGUGUCGAUGCAGAUGAGACGAACUGGCAAAUGGAAAUGGUAUGGAAUGCUAUGCCGACGGGACUUUGGGCACAGUAUCAAUCGAGCACCGAUCCAUCCCUGCCUAGCACUGGCACGGGUCAGCUCCUAGACCAAAAGUCCGGUUCUACCCCCUUGAUGAUGGGUCUUCGUGUCAUUGCACCCAAGCCCACUCUUUCUCAAGAUCCCUACCCAGUAUUCGAUGUCGCAGAUGCCAGCCUCGUCGAGCUGACUGCAGAACGACACUUUGAGAAACCCAAGGACUCCAAUGCAAAACUGUUUGCACCGCAACCAUCGUUCGAGGAUCAGUUACCACCUGAGCCUAAGCCGACAGAUGAAGCUAUUCAAAAAGCAAUCAAAGAUCAAUACGAGGCCGUAUUGCAAGCUUGGAAGGCACCGGCGUUGGAAGCAACGGAUGUGAAGACAUUUGUGAAUCUGUGGGAGAGUUCUCUCAAGUGGGAUGUUGCUGCUGGAUUCAACAGUGGCUCUACUGGUGGUUUAGCUGAUAUUGCGGCAAUUCCAGAGAAGAUGAAGGACCAAUUCAUGGAUUUGUAUAUGGCUCCUCCGCUGCUUUCCGCUGCGGUAGUUGCUUGA